AUGGCCAGCAACAUCAUCGGCAACAGGAAUAGCACCCCGGAGGCGUCCAAAACCUCUCUUCGCCCACCCUCCUCGAGGACUAUCGGCACAUCCGGCACUCAUACCCAGCCUGUCCGUUCUUCUGCCGACAUGUCUUUUACCUCUCCCCUUUCGUCACGUUCCAUCCGCCCCGCUUCCGAGGUCUUAUACAACCAGCAGUCUCAGCAAGGCAGCAUGGACGAUUCAAGCAAGUUGGGGGAACAGUGGAUUCAGGACAUUGAACAAUAUGAAACCAUGCUGGAAGAGAUGGCGGCGGCAACACUGGAUCAGGACUUUAAAGACGAGUUGAGCGCCAUCGAGCAAUGGUUUCGAGUCCUGAGCGAGGCCGAGCGCACGGCUGCCACCUAUGCCCUCAUUCAACAGACCACUCAAAUGCAGCAACGGUUCUUUGCUCAAGUUUUGAACCAGAUGUCCAAAAGUCAUCCCAUUUCCGGCGUUCUGUCACCUGCAAAUUUCGGUGAAAAGGACGCCAUGUCCAGCCGCCUGAGCGACGCCAUGUCCAAGUUGAACGUGGACGAUCGGAGGACGUCUUUGACUCGACCGCCAGUCUCCCCAGCCGGUAAUAAGCGCAAUUCAGGCCUGGAUCAGUCCACCAUACAUGCAAUGUUUCCGGAUGCUGUCGCCGCCAUUCAGCAGCAAAAGGCCGAAUACGCCCAACAGACCGGCAACCCACCUCCGUCAAACAGGAACAGCACGGUUGUAGGAGAUCGCAGUUCACUGGUCGCCCCAACUAUAGCGGCUCCUAGAGAGUCUAAGGCAGACGCCAUGAGCUGGCGCCAAGGUGGAGGAGAUACCCAGCAGCCUCCCAUAUCCAGACCCAAAUCCUCGUCUGGCCAGCAGGGGCAGCACCAGCCAAUGGGUCAGUUUAGUCAACCUCCAUCAUCUGGUGCUCUUCGUUCUCCGCGUCCACUGGGAGGUUCUGGUGGUAACAUUCAGAGCACCACACUGACCGCUCCGGACCCGGUGUCCAGCGAUAUGCCACUGCUGUCUCCUUACAAUGUAGGCAACCAGAGUUGGGCUUCAAUGACCAAUACGCCAAUGGUUCCGAACUUCAGUCAAGCUCAGUCCCAUAGCGAAAUGGUGGCCAAUGCAACCGCCAUGAAACUAGCCGCCCUGUCCACAGUCAACAACAGAAUCGCCCUGGACGACGUCAAGAAAUAUCGCCGUGCUAGGUCGAACGAACCUCAACCACAGCCACAAACCCCCCUGACCCCGGGUAUUACAGCUUCUGGCAUCCCAGGAAUCAAUACUAUUAUGGUCAAUGAUCACGGCCAGAUCCUCAAUGCUCAGCAAGUAGCAGCCAUUCAAGCACAACAGAUUGCUGCAGCACAAGGACGCCGAUCUCGACCCAAUUCUCCUGGUCUUCCUCUACAGACGCCUCUCGGACAAACAGCUUUCUCUUCACCUCAACACAAUGGAUUCCUGGCUGCAUAUGAGGGCACUCCCAUCAUGAUUGGUGCAGGGAUGCCGGGACUAGUUCCUCAAACAGGCAUAUUUGGUGGUGGCGGUGAAGGAUAUCUAUCCGAUCACUCGGAGAUCAAUCGUGGCAGGUCGCCCCGAGGGCGCCGUGGGAGCUCCAAACCUCCCGAAGACCCCACUGAUCCGAAUCUGCUGAAAGAUAUUCCGACGUGGCUUCGAUCCUUGAGACUACACAAGUAUACCGACAACCUGAAGGACCUUAAAUGGGAGGAAUUAAUACAGCUCGAUGACAAGGGGCUGGAAGCGCGCGGUGUGAAUGCUUUGGGUGCGAGGAACAAGAUGCUCAAGGUGUUUGAGCAAGUCAAAGAAGCCCAAGCCGAAGGCAAGCUGUAG
Fonsecaea multimorphosa CBS 102226 is the source of this 1851-nucleotide messenger RNA. RefSeq lists its product as uncharacterized. The transcript is spliced from 2 exons. Gene Ontology annotation, molecular function: protein binding; mRNA binding; translation repressor activity. Gene Ontology annotation, cellular component: P-body. The coding region runs from base 1 to 1851 and encodes 616 amino acids. Gene Ontology annotation, biological process: nuclear-transcribed mRNA poly(A) tail shortening; regulation of mRNA stability. The record is from RefSeq and is a predicted model, not a curated record. Lineage: Eukaryota; Fungi; Ascomycota; Eurotiomycetes; Chaetothyriales; Herpotrichiellaceae.